UCCUCUUGGGUCGUUUCUUCUAUCUAGCUAGUUUUCUAACUAAUAAUGACUUCUGGCAUAAAACUAUGUUUAGUGUGUAUAUAUAUAGACACACAAAGCUGCUCCAUAAAGUCAAAGCCAAAAAAUUAAUUGUAGGCUAUGAAGGUCCUCCGCAGGCUCACUCUAUCAGUAGUAUGCCUUAUAAUAAUUGUUUUAAUUGUGCCAUCUUUAGAAGAUGCCCAAUACCAAUACCAAAUCAGUUCGUGUCUCACACAACAUAACAUCAACAACUUCACCACAUUACAUAGCAGCAACAGCAGUAGUACAAUAUGGCCCAAUGAAUCUUACUAUUACAAGGUGCUCAACUUUUCUAUACAAAAUCUUCGUUUUGCUGAUCCCAAAGUUCCCAAACCCUUUGCUAUCAUACUGCCUCAGAAUGCGGAGCAAAUAAAAAGCGCUGUGUUAUGUGCUAGGAAUGCCUCCUGCAAAAUCACAAUCAGGUCAGGGGGACACAGCUAUGAGGGAACUUCCUCCACCAUAGACACUGCCACCACCACUGCUUCCCCCUUUGUUAUUAUUGACCUCAUGAAUCUCAACCGAGUAACAGUCGAUUUGGAGGCCAAGACAGCCUGGGUGGAAGGAGGUGCAACGCUGGGUGAGACCUACUAUGCUAUUGCUAAUGCCACUACAGGCCAUGAGUACUAUGGUUUCUCAGCUGGAUCGUGUCCGACUGUGGGAGUAGGUGGUCAUAUUUCGGGAGGUGGCUUCGGGUUACUGUCUCGCAAAUAUGGAGUUGCAGCUGAUAAUGUGUUGGAUGCUCUGCUUGUCGAUGCUAAUGGACAGUUGCUAGAUCGAGAGAGCAUGGGAGAGGAUGUGUUCUGGGCCAUUAGAGGAGGAGGUGGUGGUGUUUGGGGGAUAGUUUAUGCUUGGAAAAUCCAUUUGUUGAAAGUCCCGCCCACAGUCACAGCCUUCGUCGUGUCUAGACCAGGCACAAUAACCCACAUAGCAAACCUGGUAGCCAAGUGGCAAGUUGUCGCUCCCAACUUAGGAGAUGACUUUUACCUGUCCUGUUUUGUUGGUGCAGGGUUGCCCGAAACCACAACCAUAGGAAUGUCAGCUACAUUUAAAGGCUUUUAUCUAGGACCUAAGAGUCAUGCCCACUCCGUCAUCCAUCGGGUGUUCCCCGAGCUGGGUGUUGUAGAACAAGAUUGCUUUGAAAUGAGUUGGAUUCAAUCCAUUGUGUUCUUCUCCGGCCUACCCCCUGGAAGCUCGGUCUACCAAUUGCAAAACCGUUACUUGCAAAACAAGGCAUGUUUUAAAGCCAAAUCAGACUACGUGCGGACCCCAAUUCCUUAUGAAGGCAUAAGGGCUGCCUUGAACCUACUUGAGAAGGAGCCCAAAGGCUAUGUGAUCUUAGAUCCUUACGGCGGGAACAUGGAUCGCAUAAGCACUGAAUCUAUUGCUUUCCCACAUAGGAAAGGCAACCUGUAUGCAAUUCAGUACAUGGUGGAAUGGAAGCAACAAGAGAAUGACAAAAUAGAAGACUACAUAAAUUGGAUAAAAACAUUCUAUAGUGCAAUGGCUCCGUACGUUUCGUGGGGUCCCAGAGCCGCUUAUAUCAACUAUAUGGAUUUUGACCUUGGCGUGAUGGUCACAACUGAUCUAUUGCUACUCAAUAAUGAUGCUGUCGAGAUUGCCAGGGUUUGGGGCGAAAAGUACUUUCUGAAUAACUUUGAUAGGUUGGUUCGAGCCAAAACACUGAUAGAUCCUCAUAAUGUUUUCGCCAAUCAACAAGGUAUUCCUCCAACUUCUAAUUUGUUCAGUCUCAGACUCAGUGCAUAGAAACCACAGAAAUGUAGUUGUGAUUUGCGAGGGAUCUCGUACGUGAAAGAAAAAGGUUGUAUGCCAAUGUUAUUACCGGCAUAGAAUUACUUAACUGUGAAUUGUAAUGGAGAAUGAAAUGACCGUUCCCUAAGUCUCAGGCUCUUGGAGUAGCUGGCAGCCCGGCAGCAUUCAAAUUAGACAACAUUGAAUCGAUGCAUGGAUUAAGUGUUUGUGUACUUGUAAUCGGUGCAGGCGUGAUUUUUUUUUUUUUUUGUCUAAAUUGUAUUUCUACAAGUGUUACAGAAGAUGCUAUCACUUUUCAGCUUUAUUUUUUUAUUUUUUUAUUUUUAGGGUACUUUUCAGCUUUAUUUAACAAUUGAUUAUAUUAUAUUGGCAGGAAAAAGGUAUGUUUAUCUUUGCAAAAAAAAAAAGUUACCUUUGUAUACCAAUCUUUAGAACUAGACAAAAUUGGCCAUAUGAAAUGCUUGUGUAAACUGGUGCCCCUUCAUUUGUUAUUAAUUAAAUAA
Molecule: messenger RNA, 2330 nt
Organism: Humulus lupulus (European hop)
Lineage: Eukaryota; Viridiplantae; Streptophyta; Magnoliopsida; Rosales; Cannabaceae
Product: berberine bridge enzyme-like D-2
Exons: 1
Coding region: 139-1821 (560 amino acids)
Molecular function (GO): oxidoreductase activity; FAD binding
Source: RefSeq, a predicted model, not a curated record